Molecule: messenger RNA, 3742 nt
Organism: Callithrix jacchus (white-tufted-ear marmoset)
Lineage: Eukaryota; Metazoa; Chordata; Mammalia; Primates; Cebidae
Gene: LRRN4CL
Product: LRRN4 C-terminal like
Molecular function (GO): protein binding
Source: RefSeq, a predicted model, not a curated record
AUUCAUAAGCCUAGGAAGUCCAAGGAGGGAGAAGCUAUCCUGGCCCCUAGCAGUCUUCCCACUCCAUGCAUGUGACUCUCAUCUCCCCCAGGGGAGGGGGUGGUGUAGGGCAGGUCUGGAUAGCUGGGAGACAUCAUUCUAGCCCCCUCUACACCCCUCCCUUCCUCCCUUUCUCUGUCCACUGGGAGGCAGAAGACAGGAAAUGACUGCCAUGCAUCUGGUAUGAUUUUUACCAAAACAGCAUUUUGCAGCUCAGCCCCAUGCUGUUCCCAGCUGUUUUCCUCUGGUACCAGCCAGGUGGCCGCCUCCUAUGUUCCCCUCCCCAUCCCUUCACAUGACUUCGGCCUUCAGCUUCUAAGCUCCUGGCUGCUUUCCACAUUCCGCUCGCCUUCCAGAACCCAGGCAUCCUGGUCUCCAGCUGAAACCGUUGCAUGUGGCUUUCCCCAUCCCUGGCCCCGUGACUCAGUCCCUCUGAAGGGAGCAGCCCUCUUUUUUGGCAAUCACCAGGAGGUAGGGAAGGAGGAGGGAAGCUAGGUCGUUACAUCACAGUCAAAGGUUAUAAAAGCUUCCAGCCAAACAGCAUUGAAGUUGAAGAUACAACCUGACAGCACAGCCUCAGAUCCUGGGGAUCCCUCAGCCCAGCACCACAGACAUUGGGUGAUAGAUUCCUGCUGCAUCAAGGCCUACUCACUGUCUCCAUGCUGGGCCCUCCCUGCCUUCUGUGGUUCCUGGUCGUGACCUUCCUGGUUCCCAGAGGUCAGCCCUUGACCCCUCAAGACUUUGAAGAGGAGGAGGAAGAUGAGACUGAGACGGCGUGGCCGCCUUUGUCAGCCGCACCCUGCGACUACGACCACUGCCGACACCUGCAGGUGCCCUGCAAGGAGCUACAGAGGGCCGGGCCGGCGGCCUGCCUGUGCCCAGGACUCUCCAGCCCUGCCCAGCCGCCCGACCCGCCGCGCAUGGGAGAAGUGCGCAUUGUGGCCGAGGAGGGCCGCGCAGUGGUCCACUGGUGUGCCCCCUCCUCCCCGGUCCUCCUCUACUGGCUGCUGCUCUGGGACGGCAGCGAGGCUGCUCAGAAGGGACCCCCGCUGAAUGCUACGGUCCGCAGAGCCGAACUGAAGGGGCUGAAGCCUGGGGGCGUGUAUGUCAUUUGUGUGGUAGCCGCUAACGAGGCCGGGGCAAGCCCCGUGCCAGAGGCUGGAGGAGAGGGCCGCAAAGUGGCUGACAUCCGCCCCUUUGGGCCGUGCAGCCGCCUCGUGGUGCCGCCCAACCCCCACACCCUGGUCCACGCGGCCAUUGGGGUGGGCAUGGCCCUGGCCCUGGUGAGCUGUGCCGCCCUGGUGUGGCAUUUCUGCCUGCGCGAUCGCUGGGGCUGCCCGCGCCGAGCCACCGCCCGAGCCUCAGGGGCGCUCUGAAAGGGGCCUGAGGGCAUCUCGGGCACAGCCAGCCCCACUUGGGGCGCUCAGCCCGGCCCCCCCGGAGAAGACGGGGACCCUGCUGCCACCAGGGCAGGCUGGACGGCGAGCUGGGAGGCAGCGCCAGGGCCACAGCGGAGUCUUGGUUCUCUGGGCUGAGCGCUUGUUUAGGUAGCGGGCUUGGCGCUUUGUUUCCUGACUGAGGUCUGGGAAGGAGUAGAAAGAGUCCCCACAUUUUUUUUUAAAGGACCAGAUAGUAAAUAAUGUAGUCUUUGCAGUUUAAGAGGAUAAAAUCGAGGAUACUAUUAUGUUGGGUACUUAUAUGACCUUUGUAACCAUUUAAAAAUGUAUGAACCACCCACCCGACAUGAAAAUGCAAACCUAUAGUAGCAGCUACUCCGGAGGAUGAAAUGGGAGGAUCUCUUGAGCCCAGAUAUCCAAGUCCAGGGCAACAUGGCCAGACCCCUUCUUCUUCUUUCUUCUUCUUUUUUUUUUUUUUUUUGAGACAGAGUCUUGCCCUGUUGCCAGGCUGGAGUCAGUGGCUCGAUGGAUCUCAGCUCACUGCAACCUUUGCUCCCAGGUUCAAGCGACUCGCCUGUCUCAUCCUCCCAAGUAGCUGGGAUUAUAGGCACACACCACCAGGCCCUGCUUUUUGUAUUUUAGUAGAGACUAGGUUUCACAGUAUUGGCCAGGCUGGUCUCGAUCUCCUGACCUUGUGAUCCACCCACCUCAGCCUCCCAAAGUGCUGGGAUUACAGGCGUUAGCCACCGAGACUGUUUUUUUUUUUUUUUUUUUUUUUUUUUUUAAGAGGGAGUCUUACUCUGUUGCCCAGGCUGGAGUGUGGUCUCGAUCUCCUGACCUUGUGAUCCACCCACCUCAGCCUCCCAAAGUGCUGGGAUUACAGGCGUUAGCCACCGAGCCUGUUUUUUUUUUUUAAGAGGGAGUCUUACUCUGUUGCCCAGGCUGGAGUGUGGUCUCGAUCUCCUGACCUUGUGAUCCACCCACCUCAGCCUCCCAAAGUGCUGGGAUUACAGGCGUUAGCCACCGAGCCUGUUUUUUUUUUUAAGAGGGAGUCUUACUCUGUUGCCCAGGCUGGAGUGUGGUCUCGAUCUCCUGACCUUGUGAUCCACCCACCUCAGCCUCCCAAAGUGCUGGGAUUACAGGCGUUAGCCACCGAGCCUGUUUUUUUUUUUUUUUUUUUUUUUUUUUUUUUUUUUUUAAGAGGGAGUCUUACUCUGUUGCCCAGGCUGGAGUGUGGUCUCGAUCUCCUGACCUUGUGAUCCACCCACCUCAGCCUCCCAAAGUGCUGGGAUUACAGGCGUUAGCCACCGAGCCUGUUUUUUUUUUUUAAGAGGGAGUCUUACUCUGUUGCCCAGGCUGGAGUGUGGUCUCGAUCUCCUGACCUUGUGAUCCACCCACCUCAGCCUCCCAAAGUGCUGGGAUUACAGGCGUUAGCCACCGAGCCUGUUUUUUUUUUUAAGAGGGAGUCUUACUCUGUUGCCCAGGCUGGAGUGUGGUCUCGAUCUCCUGACCUUGUGAUCCACCCACCUCAGCCUCCCAAAGUGCUGGGAUUACAGGCGUUAGCCACCGAGCCUGUUUUUUUUUUUUUUUUUUUUUUUUUUUUUUUUUUUAAGAGGGAGUCUUACUCUGUUGCCCAGGCUGGAAUGUGGUCUCGAUCUCCUGACCUUGUGAUCCACCCACCUCAGCCUCCCAAAGUGCUGGGAUUACAGGCGUUAGCCACCGAGCCUGUUUUUUUUUUUAAGAGGGAGUCUUACUCUGUUGCCCAGGCUGGAGUGCAAUGGCACCAUCUUGGCUCUACAACCUCUACCUCCCGAGUUCAAACAAUUCUGCCUCAGCCUCCUGAGUAGCUGGGAUUAUAGGUGCCCACUACCAUGCUCAGCUAAUUUUUUUUUUUUUUUUUUUUUUUGGUAGAGACAGGGUUUUACCAUGUUGGUCAGGCUGGUCUCGAACUCUUGACCUCACGUGCUUCACCCACCUCAGCCUCCUAAAGUGCUGGAAUUACAGGCAUGAGCCACUGCACCCGGCCAGACCCCCUUCUUUAAAGAUGUGAAAACCAUUCUUAGUUCAUGGGCCAUACAAAUCAGACCACUGGCUCCUUGGCUGUAGCUAGUUGACGUGGAUCAUACACCUUCUAAAGGGCUCUGUCACUGUGGGUGGCUUCAGUGGGAUUUUGAGAAUAAGUUUACAUUCUUGUUAGGUAAAACAAAACAAAAACAAUAAUAUCAAGGAAUUUCUCCUCCCCUUUUCCCUCCAUUUGUAUUUAUUGUAUAUCCACUUUAACAAUAUUAAAGGACCUUUAAAAGGAA